AUGUCUGGUCACGCCUUUGCAUCCGUCAUCUACGGUCGACUGUUCGUCACGCUCCCCGUUCCCAGCACGACAACCGACCUUUCGAACCAAACCAUCAUCGUCACCGGCUCAAACACGGGCCUCGGCCUCGAGUCUACUCGCCAUCUGUCCCGUCUUGGCGUCGGCAAAAUCAUCAUGGCCGUCAGAACCGUUUCGAAAGGCGAAGCAGCCAAGAAGGAGAUUCUCAAAUCCACAGGCAAGCCAGAUUCUACCAUUGAAAUCUGGCCAAUCGACAUGGACAGCCAGGACUCGGUCAAAGCAUUCGCCGAGCGGGCUUCUCAGCUGCCUCGAUUAGAUGGUGUGUUGGCCAACGCAGGCCUCAUGACUACGCAAUUCACCCUCAGCGAAGGCAAUGAAAAGACUCUCAAUGUCAACGUCGUCAACACGUUUCUCCUCUUCUUCCUCCUCCUCCCGGCAAUGCGCAGAUCCGAGCAGCAGACUGGUUUUGCAUGCCGGUUUGUGAUUGUCAACAGCGCGCUGCACAUGGCCGCUCCUCUGGCCGAGCUCGAUGCGCCGGUAAUCUUUGAUCGACUCAAUGACUCAAAGCAAGCGCUCAUGAGCGGGAGAUAUCCUCUGUCGAAGCUUCUUGUGCUCUAUGCGACCCGCGAGAUCGCCGAGAGAGCCAAGUCGUCCAACAAGGGCAAAUUCAUCAUCAACUCGCCGAAUCCAAGCUGGUGCAAGUCCGAUCUGGGCAAGGAGAUGGAGUCAUUUGGCUACAACGUGGCUGAAAAGAUUAUGGCUCGGUCUACAGAAGAGGGAAGCCGCGCUUUGGUGCAUGGCCUGCUCUCUGAUGAAACGAGCAACGGCCAAUACCUGUCAAACUGUCAUGUACAAGUCCCGGCAAAGCAUGUUACCAACCAGUGGGGCCAGAAAGUACAGAGGAAAUUCUUUGAAGAGCUUGUGGGCAAGCUUGAGGCCAUUGCUCCAGGAGUGACGUCUAGUCUUUGA
Messenger RNA from Trichoderma atroviride IMI 206040, 987 nucleotides. RefSeq lists its product as uncharacterized. The record is from RefSeq and is a predicted model, not a curated record. Lineage: Eukaryota; Fungi; Ascomycota; Sordariomycetes; Hypocreales; Hypocreaceae.